Molecule: messenger RNA, 186 nt
Organism: Lottia gigantea (owl limpet)
Lineage: Eukaryota; Metazoa; Mollusca; Gastropoda; Lottiidae
Exons: 2
Source: RefSeq, a predicted model, not a curated record
UGUCGUAUUAUUUGCCUGAUUACAGUGAUGCCGAUUAGUUGCCUGAUUACUGUGAUGCCGAUUAGUUGCCUGAUUACAAUGAUGCCGAUUAUUUGUCUGAUUACAGUGAGAGGUCCUAUUAGUUGCUUGAUUACAGUGAUGUCCUAUCAUUUGCCUGAUUACAGAGAGGUCCUAUUAGUUGCCUGA